Messenger RNA from Thunnus maccoyii (southern bluefin tuna), 2585 nucleotides. It is a transcript of the gene otol1b, whose product is annotated as otolin 1b. NCBI's taxonomy places the organism in Eukaryota, Metazoa, Chordata, Actinopteri, Scombriformes, Scombridae. Gene Ontology annotation, molecular function: protein binding. The transcript is spliced from 5 exons. The coding region runs from base 494 to 1957 and encodes 487 amino acids. The record is from RefSeq and is a predicted model, not a curated record.
CGACAUGCAGAAUGCUGUCCAAACCUCUGCUUGAAAAAAGGCCGUUGUAGUGCUCUGGCCUCUGUCACAGAACCCUCUUUGCUUGGCUUUGUCCCACUGUAAGAGCAAGGUAGUUGGUUGGAUGUUGGAGGAAUUCCUCCAUAUCGGGUGACCCAUUGCCCCAUGGCCUUUGCUCCUUGCCUAGCUUGCAGUGAGGGAGUGCUCCUGGCGGGUGCUGUAUCCCAUGUCACAAAAGCACCUUUCUACACAACAGGGGUACAGAGAAUGGGCCACAGCACAGUGGUUCUCCUUGGUUCAGCUCCAGCCUGCCGUAGUUGGAUUUCAGACCUCCCCCUGUGCUUCCAGCAAACACCCUCAUUGGUGGGGAAGUUCUUUCGCCCAAGCCUGGCAGAGAUAUCAGAGAGACCCGGAGCUCCUUGGUGCUGCCUCCACCACCACUGCUAGAGAGAGUAAAUGACCAUACCACUUAUGCAUAACUGGAUCCCAGUCAACCAUGAGGAUUAUCUCCUGUCAGUCGACCCUUAUGGCUGUAGUUGUGCUUACACUCACUGUGGUGUCCUGCACUGAAGCUAAAACUACACAAAAGCCCAAGUACCAGUACACCAAGAAGCCCAUCUCUCAGGUCACAAUGCACAGCCCUGUGACCACCAGCAUGCCCAAGACCCUCAAGAUAGUGGCAAGCGCAAAUCCGGUGGAGCCAAAUCCACUGCCUGCCACAGAGAGGACCACCUACCCCAGUCAUGUCUUCCAACAGUACCACACAGAGAGCACUGAGUCCCCUGGUGUUGGCCCCGAGAACUACACUCUGGAUUACAAUGAAUGUUACUUCAACUUCUGUGAGUGCUGUCCACCUGAGAGAGGCCCCAGGGGUCCAAAGGGAGACAGAGGCCUGGCAGGGCCACCAGGUGAAAGAGGCCUUGUAGGAGCAACUGGUUUACCUGGACCACCAGGCGUGAGUGGUGCUAUGGGGUUAAAAGGAGACAAAGGGGAUAAAGGUGACAGAGGAAACAGUGGGAUAGCUGGGCCACCAGGAGGUCCAGGGAAACCAGGACAGAAAGGUGAUGUUGGCUCAAAAGGGGGCAAAGGUGAAAUAGGGUUGCAAGGUGUAAAAGGUAAUCGUGGGGAGAAAGGUGAACCUGGCCAGAAUGGGACUGCUGGUGAGAAAGGAGAACCAGGAAAAGAGGGGCCAGCUGGACCUCCAGGAGUGGCUGUAGAGCUAGGCCCUAAGGGAGAUAAGGGGGAUAAGGGGGAGUGUGGCACAUUUGGGGAGAGAGGACAGAAAGGUGAGCGUGGGGAUUCUGGGUCUCCUGGCAUCCCAGGAGGGAUGGGAAUUCCAGGAAUAAAUGGCAAGCAUGGUUCACCAGGUCCUGUAGGUGUACGAGGGGAUCCAGGACUUCCUGGACCACAGGGGGAACCAGGAGUGAGAGGGGCUCAGGGACCACAAGGCCUAAGAGGGAUGCUUGGGCCAAAAGGGGAUAGAGGUUACCCUGGGAUGAGAGGGGAGCGGGGCAUUCGUGGGUUCAAAGGAGCUAAGGGAUCAGGGGUUCCCCUGAAGCGUUCAGCCUUCAGUGUAGGUAUCUCUCCAAGAAAGUCUUUCCCUCCUUCUGGUUUCCCAAUCCGCUUUGACAAAGUCUUCUACAAUGAAGAGAACCACUUCAAUGUCACAUCCAACAGCUUUACAUGUGUCCACGCUGGGGUUUACGUCUUCUCCUUCCACAUCACUGUGCGCAAUCAGCCACUACGAGCCACGCUGGUGGUGAACGGGUCACGGCGGGUAAGGACACGGGACUCUCUGUAUGGUCAAGACAUCGACCAGGCAUCUACUCUGGUGGUGCUGCGGCUGGCGGUGGGUGAUCAGGUGUGGAUGGAGACGUUCAGAGACUGGAAUGGGGUGUAUGCCAGCAGUGAGGAUGACAGCAUCUUCUCUGGAUUUCUGCUUUACUCAGACAAGGCCUGAUACUCAUAAAUGUAACUGGAAAUAUUCUCAUUUACUGGGCUGUUAUCCAUAUCUGUGAAAAGGCCAAAUACUGGUGGUGUUACACUAUACUGCUACUCCCGAACUCUUCCAGAACUGUACUCUAUGCUGCAGUGCAACUAGUCUGAGAACUUAAGGACUGGCGAUAUCAUGUCUAUUAUAUUAUCACCUUGCAAGUAUUUUCUUAUUUUGCCUGGCACCCUGAUGAACUUCGACUUUAACCCUUAAAACUCAUAGCUCUGAAGUAUUUAUUAAUGGUCAAUAUAGUUCAAUUACACCAUCAGUUAAACACUAUGACCCCAUGUCACGCUUACCUCACUGUUUGUCUGACCCAAAAACAUUCAUUUCACAUCCUCAUUCUAUGAUGAUGUCUGUUUUGUGAUUUUGUUUCUUGCACUCUGACUUCUUCCUUCACAACACUGUCACUGAUGACCUAGGCUAUCUGUAUGUAACUACAAAUAAGACAGAAAUAUAUGAUGUGUGUGUUGAGAGAUUAUCAUGUGACCUAUAACUGUAUUCUUACUGUAAAUCUGGCAAUGAAGACCUUACUCUUCUGCAGUGGAAAAAUAUAAUAUCCACUGUCAUAUCAUUAAUACUUAUAUUCUUUGUA